Molecule: messenger RNA, 519 nt
Organism: Prorocentrum cordatum
Lineage: Eukaryota; Dinophyceae; Prorocentrales; Prorocentraceae
Source: the annotation of a GenBank genome assembly
AUGCUCAGCCGCGACCCCGCGAGGCGGCCCACGCCCAGCGCUCUGCUCGAGCAGGGCGUGUUCGGCAGCUCCAAGUCGCACCCGCAAGACGAGGACAUGGAGGUGCCAGAGUCCGCUGUGGUGCCCAAGCCCGAAGCCGAUGACGCCCAGGGCGACCCUCUCGAGGGGAAGCACAUCUUCGAUCCAGCGGAGGCCACGCAGGAGAGUGCUCCGACGCAGAGCGGUGAGCUUAAGAUCACCACGGCCCUGGAGCUCCAGCCGCCCAAGGCCUACGGGAUCCUUGGCAGGGCGGGCUUGCAGGUGCAGUCUAUUGUGGCUGCUUCUCAGAUGGGUGGUUCUGCGCAGUGGACUUUGGAGAGGUGCCUCCUGCAGUGUGACAGUGGCGUCUCGGAGCUUGAGGAGAGUACGAGAUGGCGAAGCGCCAGGUGGUUGUGCGAGGGGACUACAUCUAUGCUCAGUUUGAGGCAUCCAUCACCGACGGCCAGAAGAAGUGUUCUAUGUACGCCAUCGGCACCAUGA